AUGCUGCAUGUCUGGAGGUUUCCCGCAGCUGAAGCAAUAUCCUAUAUAUUGGGCGCUUAUCGAGCGCACAUUGCUUACUCUCACCUCGCUAGCAAUGUCAUCAACUCGCCCACGCCUGGGGAGAUGACGGAAGAUCUGCAGUUGCUGGACCGUGUCGCGCAGGGCAUCGAGACCGCCGCUCAGGAGGAGAGCGACUUUCUUCCGCUGGCAAGGGCGAUGCAAAGGAUCAAUACAGAGAUCAGGACGAAAGUCGACCAAUGA
Messenger RNA from Colletotrichum spaethianum, 261 nucleotides. RefSeq lists its product as uncharacterized. Bases 1 to 261 code for a protein of 86 amino acids. The transcript has a single exon. The record is from RefSeq and is a predicted model, not a curated record. NCBI's taxonomy places the organism in Eukaryota, Fungi, Ascomycota, Sordariomycetes, Glomerellales, Glomerellaceae.